Clupea harengus (Atlantic herring) is the source of this 3673-nucleotide messenger RNA. RefSeq names its product tetratricopeptide repeat domain 9B (gene ttc9b). Gene Ontology annotation, molecular function: protein binding. Lineage: Eukaryota; Metazoa; Chordata; Actinopteri; Clupeiformes; Clupeidae. The record is from RefSeq and is a predicted model, not a curated record.
GGGCUAGGACCAGCAUGGCAUUUCACGGUACAUUCUACUGAACAUUAUGGAGGCCAAACAACAUUCGAUUAAAAGCUUGAAAAGCUAUCCGGAGGCGGGCGGCCGGAGUCUAGCAGCGGCUGCAGGUGGAGACGUUGGAACUGGCGGAGGAGGCUAUCGUGUCGUUACGGCAGAGAUGGAGAUGGACUCCAAAAUACAGAAAGCCAUUGACUUCAAAUUGGAGGGCCAUCGUUGUUACAAAGAGAAGAAAUUUAGGGAAGCUAUUGGAAAGUAUCACAGGGCUUUGCUGCAGUUGAAAGGAGUUCAUGUUGUCGAUGGGACCACGGGUUCCGAGGUCAGUCUGCUGAACCAAACCGCAGCCAAGCUAACAGAGGAACAGCGGAAAGCUGUGGAAAUCACGGAGAUCGAAUGCUAUGAUAGUCUGACAGCCUGUUUGCUGCAGUCAGAGUUGGUGAACUAUGAGCGGGUGAAGGAUUACUGUCUUAAGGUUCUAAGACAUCAGCAGGACCAUUUCAAGGCCAUGUAUCGUGCCGGUAUUGCCUUCUAUCACCUGGGCGAUUAUGAAUGUGCCCUACGUUACCUGCGUGAUGCCAAGUGCCGUGAGCCCACAGACACAAACGUCCUGCGGUACAUCCAGCUUACGGAGAUGAAGAUGAGCAAGUGUGGGCAAAGAGAGAGAGAGAGCGGCAAAGAGGUGCUGGGCUAACACCCCUGCGCUCCCUCUCCCUGCCAUCCUUUUUCCUAUCCAACCUUCCUCCUCCUCUCUGCUCCUUCAGCCCGUCAGGCAUCGGAGGCAUAGCUCCACUCGCAGCUGGACACUUUCAGGGCGCUGUCCCUUUACCCCCCUGUCCCCCUUAGAACAACCCUUCCCUAUGGAAACAAGGCUGUUUUGGUCCCUUUAAAAAGCCCAUUGUCCCGGUGCUUACAUUUGUUCCCCAGGUACAGACUGGUAAAAGAACAACAACCUAUCAACUACGACACUUAAAGCAAACAUAAAAAAAAAAUCAGAAGGGAAGUAGAAAACAGACAUAGUAACAAAUGCUAGAAUGGCACAGCGACUUAACAAGACAUUGAUAAUACGGGAUUUUGCAUCAUGUACCAAGGGGGUGUGUCAUACUUUUUUUUAAAGCCAAAAGACAUUGGCUGAGUUGGGACCGUAUGGGGGUUUCCUGCAUUAAGGCUUAGCUUUGGAUACGAGGGUUAUGUGCUGUAACACAUAUCAAGGCUUUAGUCCCCAAUAAGACAAGCUAGGAGUGACAUCAUACAUAGAGUAAUGUAUAGCGCUUGAUUGUUCCAGUGCCCCCUCACCCUGCUACUACAUGCUGUAAUGGUAAGAUUAAGCAUCGCUAUAGAUAGUAAUCUCUCCUUUUUAUCGGUCGUGGUAUUCAUCUGCCUGCCUUUGUUUUCCUCUCUCUCUCUGUCUUAUUUCAGACAUGAAUUAGAUCUCGGUUUCUCAACCUCUUUGUAUACAAGGGCUAAUUCAAAUACUUGUCAUUUUUAUUUCUCUGAUGUUUUAUCUCCACUUUUUUUUUUUUUGAGGGUUAGCAUCAUCUGAGUUACUGAUAGUGGUUGAAACAAGUGUAUGUCUUUUCUCUUCCUGUAAGGACAAAAAAAAAAACAGCUCAAGUACAGUCUCUGUUCUACUGUUAUCAGGUGUGUUUCGUGAACCAGUGUCUUGAAUUAGUUGUCCAUUUCUCCUAGAGUAUAUUGUUAGAGUGUUAAGCCUGUUGUCCCCUCUUGCUUUGAAUGGUAGUCCAGUCACAGGCAAGUCUUUCCAACCUGUUGAUGUUGAUGAAAUGAUGAGGGGCCACAACAACCUGCCUUUUUUUGCAGCUAGUAUGUACUCAAAGUACUCAUAGGAUAACCGUGUAUUUGAACUGGUAUGGAAGUCAGUUCACACAUCAAGUUGAAUCACUUUUACUCUCCUACAGAUAGGAAUGUAGUAAAACCUCUUUAGAAAUGAACACGGUUAUUGCGGUUAGAGUCAUAAAACAGCCAAGAAGAUCAUUCAUUUAAGGAGUCACUUUGCUUCGAUUUUGUAGAAAUAACUGUUUCUUUCAGUGACAUAUCACUCAUCAAAAUCAGGCUGUGAGGAGAACAGUUCAUAAGCAUGUUUUGCUUUGUGAGUGUGCAAUAUGUGAUGUGUGUUUAAGUUUCAGGCAUUCAUGUUAGGUUUGGGACUGGGAAUCUUACUCCUUUUGUCAAUCAUGUCCAUGAUAGGCAAAUUUGAAUGAUCCUGUCAGUGUCAUUUAAUCCCUGAUUUUUUUUUCUGGAUCCAGAAAAAUCUGAUUUCAAUUGUCUUGGUUGAUUCUAAAUGGAUGUCUCUCAGUUGGUGUUAUCCUACUGUUCCCUGCAUGUCUACAAACGUUAAUCUGGGCAUUUUGGAAUGGUAUGCAGUGCUAUUCAUUUCUUGUCCUUUGUAUCCAGUAGUAGUUGGGCUUAAGGGAUACGUUUAAUAUACAGCAGCAGUCUGUUUCAUUAAAAAAAAGAUAAGGUUCUGGAUCAACUUAUCUUUUUCUACUACAAGGCAGACAGUGAUUUAUGUCAGUGGGACUUUUGAUUUAAGCCAUUGAAAGAGGUAUGCUAUAGAAAGAUAAAGAAUCGGGGAAGCAAAGGGACUCCACCUGCAGCCCAGGUGUUUGUUGAUAGAUGUCAUAAAUCAAUAUGAAAUCACUGCAUUUCAAAAUAAGAGGCUAGUUAUGGUUCUCACUGGAGUGCUCUAAAGAAUCACAUGAACUGUUAUGUAAUUUGAAUUGGUUAGCUAGACUAAUGUAGACAGUGAUGUGGAUUUAGUUCUGUCUGUCUCUCCGUAAAAGAAGAAGACUGAGAGAAAGUUGUUUUGUAGUGAAGAAAUCAAAAAAAAAAUGUCCGUAGUAACGUCUCCUGCGCUUGCUCAUCUGGACUGUAUCUUCUAGGCCAAUGAAUAGGACAUGCCAUUGUGUUUGCGACUGCGGGUAUAGACUUCAAAACGAGAGCCACCCCAUUAAUCAAAGUGUGCAGCUCUGAUCAAAACAAAAGCACAAACAUAAGAAUAUUGACAAGGAAGUGAUCUCUUUUUUCUUUAAUGUCAUUUAAGAUGUAUGUCUGUCAACGGUCAAAGUAGAAUUGUGUGGUUUUGAGAAUUGUAAAGCAAAAAAAAUGGAAAUAUUAAUGGUUGUAGAAAGCUUUACUUUUAUUAUUGUAAUGAUAUGUCUAAGCAAGGGAGUACAAUUCAGAUUUGAGGUGAGAACCUCUGUGACAGUAAUAGAGAUAAACUAUGUGUGUGUAUGUGAGUGAGUGUGUGUGUUGAGUCAUUUUAAAAUUUAUUUUUGAAUAUCUGUAAACUGCUCAGAGGGUUUAGGUUGGUCUCUAACCUCUACUGGAGAUGGCCUGUAAGUGUCCUGUAUGAGAGAGAUGGGAGGAGGCAAAGAGAAUAGCGGACAUCAUUUAAAACUUUUUUUGCAUUUACUUUCUACAUGUUUAUGGGACUCCAUAUGGAAAUUACCCAGUGGUGGUAAGGUUGUCAUCUUGGAUCAUGCAUCUGUCCUAAGAGAGAACAUAUCGUUGGAUAUUUUAAAAUGAAAUAUAUGAAGACAUUAAAACUGGUUGUACGGAACUGCUAGUCCAGGAAUGCACUACUGAUUGGUAUUUGAAAAAGAUAAAUAAAGUUUAAAAGACAAAACCCUAGGUGUAA